AUGCUUCUUCCGUCUGCGCUACCUUGCGAUGCGUCGCACUCAUCUCACUCCCGACUUCAACAAUCUCUCUUCUCUCCUCCUGCCAGCCCUCCGGCUCCUUCGCACGGUUCUUUCGCCAACCUCAUGACUACCUGCCGCUCCCUCCAAUCACUCCUAUCAAUGCCCGCGCCCAUUGUUGUCGACUCUCGUCCUGCUCAUUACAACAACGCUCAACUACCAACUCCACCACUUGCUCACGCAGCUCCUCCUCUGAAGUUGCGCCUACGACCGCGCCCUCAACGUCGUGAGCCAGUCGGACCCAAGAAAGUUACCAAGCGCGCCGCACCGCGCGCCGCCAACAAAAAACGCCGCGUUGCCGACGAUGAUAUGGACCGCUACUCAUCAGCAAGCGACUCCGGCAGCGAAUCACCGUCGCGUUGCUCUAUGGAGCAUGGAGAACCUGCAACACCCAAGCGUACGCGCAUCGCUCCCGAGCAGAUGCCUCUUGGUCUUGAGCGUUCCGACUUUCAUAACAUGCACCUUCGACAAGGUGGUCACCUUCUCAACGAAGAGGACUCUGACGACGAGGACUGGAAUGCUGAGGACGAUCGCGUCCUCAUUGAAAUUGUACUGGAGAAGCUCAGGCUCUCAAAGGCAGAAUGGCAAGAUUGCGCCCGGAAUCUCGGCCGCGAUCGUCAUGCUGUCGAUCGUCGCUGGAAGACACUAUUGCUCAAUGGCGACGUCGGUCUCAAGUCACGACCAGGCCGCUAG
Molecule: messenger RNA, 750 nt
Organism: Fusarium pseudograminearum CS3096
Lineage: Eukaryota; Fungi; Ascomycota; Sordariomycetes; Hypocreales; Nectriaceae
Exons: 1
Coding region: 1-750 (249 amino acids)
Source: RefSeq, a predicted model, not a curated record